AUGCAGCGCUCCUCCGCCCGUUCACCUACCAAGCCAAAGGCGGAAACAUGGCCUGGCCCAACACCUCUCGCGAUAUUCAUCCGCAACUUGAAACUCCUUCGCCUCGACGCCCGUUCAGACUGGCCAGAUAUCACCCCGGUAGCUUUAUCCGGUUCGCAAACUAACCUCCGUCGGAGGAUCCAAGCCGUGGAAUGGUCAUUAUAUCACUUGUUCCUGAUAUGGGACAAGAACGAGGCACACACUAAGCUGCAACCUUUUUUUCCGCCGCUUGAACCGCUUCAAUCCGUCAAUCUAAGAGCGGCACUUUUCCGUGCGCUUUCUGAUUUGAAGAAGAAUGGCAUUUUGGGGAAAGAAGCGAUGCUUCGAAAGACGAUGUUGGAUGACUGCAAAGGUGAACGAUUUGAGGAAAUUCUGGCAGCUUUUUCCUCCGCCGUUUUGCGAAAAGCCCUCCUUCCCGGCAAGGCUCCAAGCCAAGCUAUGCAUUUGGCCGUUUCUCAACAGUUAACGGCAUGUGAGCAAGAGAAUUUACUUCCACUAGUACUUAGUUAUCGUUCCUCUCUGACUUCCAUCAUCGAAGAGAGGAAGAGGCUUGGCAAUUUCUAUGAAUACCUUAAUCAACAUUAUGCUGCGAAAGCAGACCAGCUUUCAGCCCGUGCUUCCACAACCUCACAACCUAUCCUUGAUGCUAAUAAAGCGGAGCGUGUACGUCGCAGUAUUAUUUCUUCAUGGCAUGGGAAUGAAGAAUGGGCGGAGUCGCUACUGCGCGGCGGUUUGCAAGUUGAUUUGGACCCUUUACUGGAAUUUGAUUUCUCCCGAGUACGCUCGUUAGCAAAGAAUAACGCUUUAGAAUCCAUAAAGUCGAAAAGGCCCUCAGACCUUCUUGCGGAUUUGGAUCGACGGGUUGCGCAGCAGGAAUCUAGGCUACAACGAUGGCAAGAGUUCAAACGGUCGUUGACAGGGGAGAAACCUGGAAAGCAGCAACCAGAACCGGACAGCCAGAAUCGAAUAUUGACAUUUCGCAAUCAUCAAACUUUGAACGUGGCGUCCCUCGCGCAGUUGAAUCAAUCAGCGAAGGAAUGUGUGCAAGCUUCAGAGUAUCGAACUAUUUUGGCUGACCUCGAAGGCUCCCUUGCUAAGAUCAAAGGAUCUAACAUCGGUCGGGAGAAACAGCGGCAAAAGGCAGCGCGCCCGGUGCCAGAAGAUAGGGCUCUCGAAGGAAGGCAGGGACUGGCCCAAGAGUCUGAUGGUUUUGACCAUGUUCCCAGUUUAUGGUUGUCUUCGCAUCAUGGAGAAACACGGCCGUUGCCUAAAUCCGGUUCGGUCAACGUUCCUGAUGCCAGUGCCGGGCGAACCACCAACUCAUCCACAGACACACCAGAUGCCAACGGAGUUGAGACAGAUGCUUCACAGGAUGACGAAUACCUAAAUCCCCGCCCUAGAGGCCCUACGCCAGCCAUGUCCAAACGAGAAAAUAAUCUACCCUCCACCCUCGUAGAACGGACGCGAAAAUCAAUGUCGCUUUUGCCGAUUCCCGAGGCUCAUCCCCAAAAAUUAACCGGAAACUCGAAAGCAUCCCGACAUUCACAAUCGUUUCCGGUUAAUCCUCUUGAGACCCCUGAUAGUAAAAGCAGACGAACGGCCCAACAAAGGUCGGGAGCUACCACUCCGCGAGAUGAGCUUUUUGGCGAAGAUGCAGAAUAUGCCAGCGUGUUCAAGAGUCGACCGAAGGUUGCGCUAAGCCCCGUCAACUCUCCUGCCGUUCACGUCCCAGUCUCUGUGGACCAUGAGAUAUCAGAUGUCGAGUACGAUGAAGGAAAUAGUUAUUUUAAUCUUGUAGCACAAGAUUCCCCUUCCAUUAGGCGAAAGACGAUGUAUAUGUGA
Molecule: messenger RNA, 1881 nt
Organism: Uncinocarpus reesii 1704
Lineage: Eukaryota; Fungi; Ascomycota; Eurotiomycetes; Onygenales; Onygenaceae
Exons: 2
Coding region: 1-1881 (626 amino acids)
Source: RefSeq, a predicted model, not a curated record